Molecule: messenger RNA, 6198 nt
Organism: Seriola dumerili (greater amberjack)
Lineage: Eukaryota; Metazoa; Chordata; Actinopteri; Carangiformes; Carangidae
Gene: plekhh2
Product: pleckstrin homology, MyTH4 and FERM domain containing H2
Exons: 31
Coding region: 119-4465 (1448 amino acids)
Biological process (GO): negative regulation of actin filament depolymerization
Cellular component (GO): cytoskeleton; cytoplasm
Molecular function (GO): actin binding
Source: RefSeq, a predicted model, not a curated record
ACUCAUGAAUUAGGACUUCCUCCACAGGAAUAAUAAUAAACACACAGACGCUGGAGUCGACAUGGCGUGAAGUCGCUCGUAAGGUCUACAUCAGUAUUUUCACAGAGGGUCAGCCGGUAUGGCGGAUGGGGAGGAGGCCAUGAGCCAGGAGGACUGGAAGGAGAAGUGUAUGGUCCUGGAGGCUCUGCUCAUGAAGUUCAGAGUGCAGAUAAUCAAGAUUCGAGAACUCACCGCUGACAAAAUUCAACAACUGGAGACGCAGGUGAUCGAUGCAGAGAAACGGGCCUUCACUGCUCAUCAGCAGGUUCAGUGGAUGGAGGAGAAGCUGAAGGCUCCAGACGGUCAGUCGGGAGACUCGGAGGUGCGUUUGUUUCAGCGGUGCCAGGAGCUGCAGGCCCUGGUGCAGGAGAAGGAGGACGUCAUCGCCCAGCUGGAGCAGCAGCUUGAGGAGCAGAAACAGAUCCGACUUCAAGAUGCCAAAACAGUGGAGGAGAAAGCAGCGAAGAUCAAGGAGUGGGUGAUGCUGAAGUUGUCAGAGUUCGAGGUAGAGAACGCAGCAUUGAGAGAAACCAACAAGCAACAGGAGGCUCAGAUUCUGGAGCUACAGAAACAAGUGCAGGCCUUCGAGGAGAAGUGUGUCGGUGGACGAGUCCUGUGCAGACCGGGUGAGGCCCAUCGGCUCAGCAGCCUGACGUUCGGCUGUUUCCAGGUGAGAGGGAAGAACCCCCAGGUCCUCACCGGACCAGCACCCUCCCAGAGGACGCUCAGCCCCCAGGGAGAUACUGAGGGCAGAGAUGAAACUGGGAAGAAUAAGCAGACAGCCUCCUCAGAGAAAGACGGUGAAGUCCACAGACCAGACCAAACUGGACUUCUGUGUUCCCCUGUGGAGAAUGGCAGUACAGCUGAAGGCCCGGGUGAUAAUGCAUGUGGACCUGAGUCUCGGGGGGGCUCCUCUUCUCCCUCAGAGGGGCAAGGAGGAGGAGGACGAGCGGAGCGGCCCCGCUUCAGCCUGCUGGGACCAUCAGAUGGGACCCUGGGAGGGUGUAAGGAGGGGGAGGAGGAGGCGCACAGGGCCAAGCUGGAGGAAUGCACCUCUGAAGAGCUCAACAAACGAUUCCAGUCACAAAGACUUGACUCCUCGUCCUCUUCCAGCGAACCUAACACUCCCAGUCCCAUCCUCACACCAGCCCUCACUCCUAAACGACCCAACCCACCCCAGGACCCGAGGGACAACCCCGCCUCACCCAAACAGCCGCGCCUGCGGACCCCGGCAGGGUUCGGCUUGAUGAAUGUGUCUCUGGCCAAGAAACACCUGAGCCAGCCACCAAUCAGCACAGAGGCGGCACACGGACAGACGCGUAACGCCCUCAGCAUGCUGCGCCCCUUCCAGCCGCAGGAAACUGACCUCGACCAGGAGCAGGAGGUUGGCAUGGAGACCGGCAGGGACACACCUCCUCAAGCCCCUCCCAGCUCACAAGCUAUGCCCACCAUGCCUUCCUUGCAGGCCUCACAUGAACCUGGUACAGAGAUGAACCCAGAGAGGCGCGACUGUGACAUCUCCGCACCUGGCAGCAAACCUCCUACUCCACCUUUACACAGGCUGCCGUCCUGGGAGAGUCGUAUCUAUGCUGUGGCUAAAUCCGGAAUCAGACUGUCUGAGACCUCCUGUACCGACCCUGCCAGCAAAGACCCUUCCCUCCAGUCCUCCUAUCCUGCCUUUGUAAUGUACACAUCCCUCAUCUAUAAAAACAUGACUACACCAGUUUACACUACUCUGAAGGGGAAAGCCACUCUACUGAGCAGCAGUCCAUUCUCAGACGAGUCGUCCAGCUCCGAGGAGUCGUCCAGCUCAGGAGAGGAAGACGGCUCCUUCUGCAGCUCCCACACCUCAUCCAGCUCCCGCAAAGACAGCAGCCCCGGCAGCCCGCGCUCUCUCAAGAGAGCUGUGUCGAUGUCUUCGAUGACAUCAGAGAGCGACUACGCCAUCCCUCCUGAUGCCUACUCCACCGACACAGAGUGCUCCGAGCCAGAGCAGAAACUGCCCAAGACCUGCUCCUCAGCCAGCGACAACGGCAAGAGUGAGCCGAUGGAGAAGUCGGGCUACCUGCUGAAAAUGGUGAAGACCUGGAAGAAAACCUGGAAGAGACGCUGGUUCGUCCUCAAGGACGGAGAGCUGCUCUAUUACAAGUCACCUAGCGAUGUGAUCAGGAAACCUCAGGGUCAGAUCGAGGUCAACGCCACCAGCAGCAUCGCCCGUGGAGAGGGAAAACAAGUUCUCCAGAUAGUGACGGGGAAGCGUGUGUACUACCUGAAAGCUGAUUCCCCCAACCUGCUGGAGGAGUGGCUCAGGGUGCUGCUGAGCGUGCUGAGGGUGAAAGCUGCCAGUCCUCUCUUCACCCAGCCAGACAUUCGCCCUGGCAUGAAGGGGCUGCUCAUAAAGGUGAAGCACGGCUACUCUAAGCGGGUUUGGUGUGCUCUGAUCGGCAAAACGCUGUACUACUUCAGAAGCCAGGAGGACAAGUUCCCGCUGGGGCAGAUUAAGCUGUGGGAGGCCAAGGUGGAGGAGGUGGACAGGUCCCGGGAUUCAGAUGAUGACCUGAAGGCGUGUGGGCGGGGCUUACAGGCAGCAUCCUUCACCAUCGCUGUCCACCCACAGGAGCAAGGACCGACCUACCUGCUAAUCGAAUCCCGCCAUGAAAAGGAUUCGUGGCUGUACCAUCUGUCUGUGGCAGCAGGCACCACGGUGGGUAAAGUUGGCACCGAGUUCGAACAACUGGUGGGAAAACUUUUCCAGCUGGAUGGAGAUCCAAACUCUCAGAUCUGGAGACAUCCCAUGCUGUGUUUCAGUAAAGAGGCUUUGUCAUCUCCUCUCACCACGCUGCCCUCACAGGCCUUGCAGACAGAAGCUGUGAAACUCUUCAAGACUUGUCAGCUUUUCAUCAAUGUGGCCAUCGACGCCCCGGCUAUCGACUACCAUGUAUCGCUGGCCCAGAGUGCCUUGCAGGUGUGUCUGACCCACCCGGAGCUUCAGAACGAGUUCUUUUGCCAGCUCAUCAAGCAGACCCGCAGGAGGCAGCCACACGGUCAUCCAGGACCCCUGCAGGGCUGGCAGUUUCUGGCCUUGUGUGUUGGACUGUUUCUGCCUCAGCAUCCUUUCCUCUGGCUGCUCCAGGCUCACCUCAAAAGACACGGAGACUCCAGGACUGAGGUGGGUAAGUAUGCCAUCUACUGCCAGCGGUCCAUGGAGCGGACCCAGCAGAAGGGUGAGAGGCAGGCCAGGCCAUCCCGUAUGGAGAUCCUGUCUAUCCUGCUGAGGAAUCCCUAUCAUCACUCGCUGCCAUUCAGCGUCCCUGUUCACUUCCUCAACAACACCUACCAGGUGGUGAGUUUUGAUGCUUCAACCACAGUGGAUGACUUCCAGUGUCGCCUCAACCAGGACACCGGCAUGAGAAAAACUGGGCUUUCUGGUUUCAGCUUGUACACCGAUGAUCCUACUGGACGAGAGCUGGAACACUGUCUGCAAGGAGGCAUCAAGAUUUGUGACAUCAUCUCCAAAUGGGAGCAGGCCUGUAAGGAGCAGCACACUGGCAAGUCUGAAAACACCAGGACUGUACGUCUCACCUACAAGAACAGGCUGUACUUCUCUCUCCAGGUCAGGGGGGAGUCAGAGAGGGAGAGGAUGCUGCUGGCAUAUCAGACCAAUGAAGCCAUUGUCGCGGGACACUUUCCUGUCAACAAGGAACUGGCUCUGGAAAUGGCCGCCCUGCUUGCCCAGGUGGAGUAUGGGGAUUUUGAGCGUCCCUUCUCUGCUCCUGGGUCAGCCCAGACCAAGUCUAACCAAACCCUGAAACAGGUUCUGGAAAGAUUUUACCCUAAACAUUACCGCAGAACCACAUCUGAGGAGCAGCUCAGGCAACUGCUGCAGCGUCUCUCUGCCCGCUGGGCCUCACUCAGAGGUCGAAGUUCAUCUGAGUGCGUCAGGAUCUACCUGACCGUUGCCAGGAAGUGGCCGUUCUUUGGUGCCAAACUGUUUGAAGCAGAGUCUAUAACUUCCUCUCCAGAGCAGGACGUGCGUGUUUGGCUGGCGGUACAUGAGGAUGGUAUCAGCGUUCUGGAGCACAACUCUAUCAAACCAUUGGUGUCCCAUCCCUACAAGAACCUGAUGACGUUUGGAGGCUGCAAACAGGACUUCAUGCUGGUGGUGGGACAGAGCAGCGGAACCAACACCAGCAAAGACAAACCUACAGAGAAACAUCUGUUUGCUAUGGACACCUCCAAGAUCAGGGAAAUCACCCUCCUCAUAUCCGGUUACAUCAACAGUGCUCAUCAGCAGAAGGCCGCUGCCCACCACCUCUCUGCCCCGGCUCUGAUGGUGGCCCAGCCCGUCUGCCUGAAGAGCAAAGAGCUGAGGAGCAAAUCCCCACCAGCACAGGGACGCCCCAGCAAGACCCCUACGCUGCUGUGACAACAUGACAGUAUAACGCCCUGAUCUCUCUGAGAAAUACUCAUUUUGUUGAGCUGCCUUUUACCUUACUUCAAAUUGUAAACAAGGGACUUAUGUACAGCUGCAGUAGGACUCAAUCAUCUGUCAUAUAGUCUCACUGGGCCAGAUUCAUUUCUGGUGUGUGUAGUGGCCAGUACUCUGCUUACUGGAAGUGACAAAUACUAUCUCCCCUUGCAGCAGUUCACUGAUGGUCAUACAGGAUCAUUGGGAGUUGAUGUCCUACAGUUUUAAGCAGUCACUUCAUGAAAGGAUACUUCAUGCCUUUCUCAGAGAACACAUUAUGAGAUUUGGGCUUAAACUGGAGCUUUGAGCUUUAUAUUAAGGAACAAGGGUGUCUAGGAACAAAUAAGAAGCUUUACUGAACGUUCUCCAGGGACAUUUUUUGUCUCCCUGAUGAGUGUGUUGCUUUUAUGUUCUGACUCCAAAGAGAAAAGUCAAAAGUAUUUACUGACAAACUGAGCACUCUGAAACGUCUCAUUAAUCUAUGCAGUCUGAUACAUUUCCUAUGAUAAAGAUGCUGUUUGGAGUUAAUAUUUGUAUUUCCACCUUCAAAAAUAAUGCAGUCAUACACAAUAUAGAAGAGGUAAUGAUGCUUUAUGAAGGAAUAAUUUAGAGGGUAUUUUUUUUGUAUCUUUUUCUGCUCUCCUGUAGAGCACAGUGACUCUAUUGUUGUAUAAUGAAGGAUACUGAACAAUAUGAUGAAAGCAGGAGGCAAUAACAGGAAACCAACCACCUGCAGCUGAAGAAGCACUUCAAAAAGAGCAUGAACCAGCUGCAGUGAAAAUGUUUGUGUUUCUAUGCAACAGAUGUCAUAAAUGUAGAAUGGAUGAGCUAGUUUUGUUGAGAAAGACUGAACUUUAUAAGAGGAAACCAGUUUGUGUGCUCUUAGUUACUGAACAGCCAGGAGAGCGGUGAAACUUUAAUCGAGUUCAAACACUUGAACACAGUCUCUGGUGGAGUGAAUGACCAAAGUCAGCAUCAUGCCAACACUUCAUUUAGCAAACUAUUGUACGGUUAGGGUAUGGGAAGAGAAGUUGAGUCUGUAUUUAUGAAGUGUUACUCAGAGGAAGAUAGAAAGAGGAUGUGGAAAACGCUGAGAGAAUAGAUUGAUGGAAAUUUACAGUAGUUGUAGAGAAGAUCCUAAAGAGAACAAGGGUGUUUUCUUUUGUUUUCAUACCUUACCUGGUGCGACAAAGAAUAUGAAGGGAUUUUAAUGAAGCAGCAGGAUCAGAUAGAGUGACCCUUUUAACUUAAAGAUAAACUGGAAAAACAGAACAUUUUGUUGUGUAAGGUACUUUUAAAAAAUGAUUUUUCCUCCCAGUUUUGUCUUACGCCUGUAUACAGCGAGAAUUGUCAGGUAUUAUAUUUAUUUGUCUCAUGAAAUACAUUGUAUUUAAAUCAUCCUUGGAAUAAGUGAUAUAGUUAUUGUACAAGUCUAAAGCUUGAAUAAACUUAACUACAGCAAACUGAGUGACUGGUUUCUAGACUAUCUGCUCUUUUAUUGAUUGAGGUAAUAAACCUGCCCUCAGGGAAGCUAUCAAGAUCCAUAGAAACCAUAACAUCAGUCCCUCUACUGCCCCGUCCCUCAGAUUUGCCCUCCAGCUUCCUCAUUGGUGCUGACAUACUGAUACCUGCAACAGGUGCCUGACAGCAACCGACACACCCUCAUUCCUGUAGUCUUUCAGAGAGACGAG